Heterostelium album PN500 is the source of this 1131-nucleotide messenger RNA. Its product is annotated as DUF4419 domain-containing protein. Bases 1 to 1131 code for a protein of 376 amino acids. NCBI's taxonomy places the organism in Eukaryota, Evosea, Eumycetozoa, Acytosteliales, Acytosteliaceae. The record is from RefSeq and is a predicted model, not a curated record. The transcript is spliced from 2 exons.
AUGUCACAUUAUUAUAAAAAUUUAAGUUCAGAUGUAAAAUCAACUACAUUUGAAAUUAGAGAAGAUCGUUCUAAGGUUUCAAAGCUCAGUGAGUUCAACCACACCGAACAUCUAAAAAAACCAACAUCCAAAUAUGAAGUUGCGAAAGUACCGGAACCAUUAAAUUCAUUUGUACAAUCAGCUUUCUACGCGUAUUCCCAACAUCAUAAGCUUGUCAUUAGACCAGACGACGUUUGGAUAGCGAUAAUGACACAAUUCUCAUUCUAUUUGAAUGCAAACUCUGAACAGCUCCGAGAGAAACUCGUCGAUUUCCAAGGCAAGAAAGAUCUGGAGGUUGUUGCCAAUGCGACGCUAUUCAAUGCUCCCUACGACGAAAUGACUCUGGCAAUGACCGAUUUGAUUUCCCGCAACAUUAAAGAUCCGUCGAUAAGAGAUUGGUCAAUGCCAUCAUUCUCAACGACAACCUACAACGAUAGAAUAGUUGGAGCGGUCUGUCUCAUGGCGACAAUGAAGAAUUACUAUAAUUUCAAAUACUCACUGCGCUGUGGAUUGCCAGCAGUAACCAUGCUUGGAUCGGUAGAAGAUUGGAAAUCACUGAAAGAGAAAGCUCAGCGGCUGGUGGAGUUUGACGUCGGCGAGCAGAAGCUGAUGAGUAAAUGGUCGGCGAUGUUACUGCCGAUUCUCGAUCAAUUCAUUCGUUCGGUGAGCGGAAAUGUCUGGUUUACCGAUUCGGUGAAUGCCGAUGGCUUUCUAGACGAAGAUCUUGUCGAUUGGUGGAAUUGCAUUGCCAAUCACAUCGGCGGUGGAUCGGGACCGACCUGGUUGUCCGGGUGGAUCACCGUAUUCACCGUGUUCUCACCGGAAGGCAAAUGGUACGGCGACGACAAACACGCAGUCUCAUUCAUGGUAAAUGAAAAGUCGGAAUGGCCAUUCGUCGACACUAAAGACGUUGCCACUGGAUUCGUCGAAUUGGACGUGAUUAUCGAUGACAACGGAACUGAAUACGCUUCAAAGUUGUAUGGUGGUCACUACUCUGUCAAAGUAUUCGAUGACGAGCAAACACUUGUUCCACAACUAAAUUGGUGUAUCUCUGUAAAAGAACAGGAUAUAAAAAAUUUACAAAAGAAUUGA